UAGAGUGCGCAUGCUCAGACAGAGCAAGCAGUGUGCCCUCACCUUCAGCCAUCUUCUUAACCAUGUUGGGUGCUGUGGGACGGUGCUGCAGCGGGGCUCUGCAGGCAUUAAAGCCUGGUUUCAGCUCUCUGAAAACAGUCAGCGGGAGACAUGCUGGUCUUUAUUCGAGCAGGGGUUAUGCUGCCCCAGCAGCUCAGGCUGCUCUCGCCAACGGCCGCAUAGUAGCUGUGAUUGGUGCUGUGGUGGACGUCCAGUUCGAUGAAGGCCUGCCUCCUAUUCUCAAUGCACUGGAGGUGGCCGGCCGCGAGAGCCGGCUGGUGUUGGAGGUGGCACAGCACCUGGGUGAAAACACAGUCAGGACGAUCGCCAUGGACGGUACCGAGGGUCUCGUCCGCGGUCAGAAGGUUCUCGACACUGGAGCUCCCAUCCGGAUUCCCGUCGGCCCCGAGACCUUGGGCAGGAUUAUGAAUGUCAUUGGAGAACCCAUUGAUGAGAGGGGUCCAAUUAGUACCAAACAAACUGCUCCUAUUCACGCUGAAGCCCCUGAGUUCACCGACAUGAGUGUGGAGCAGGAGAUCCUGGUGACUGGAAUCAAGGUGGUAGAUCUGUUGGCACCCUACGCCAAGGGUGGAAAGAUUGGUCUGUUCGGCGGUGCUGGUGUUGGCAAGACUGUAUUGAUCAUGGAGCUGAUCAACAACGUGGCCAAGGCCCACGGUGGUUACUCCGUGUUUGCUGGAGUGGGAGAGAGAACCCGUGAGGGAAAUGACUUGUACCACGAGAUGAUUGAGUCUGGUGUCAUUAACCUGAAAGACACCACUUCAAAGGUGGCGCUGGUGUACGGUCAGAUGAACGAGCCUCCAGGCGCUCGUGCCAGGGUUGCUCUGACUGGUCUGACUGUUGCAGAAUACUUCCGUGAUCAGGAGGGACAGGACGUGCUUCUCUUUAUUGACAACAUCUUUAGGUUUACCCAGGCUGGAUCAGAGGUGUCUGCACUGUUGGGUCGUAUCCCCUCCGCUGUGGGUUACCAGCCAACCCUGGCUACUGACAUGGGUACAAUGCAGGAGAGAAUUACAACAACUAAGAAGGGCUCCAUCACUUCAGUGCAAGCUAUCUAUGUACCAGCUGAUGACUUGACUGACCCUGCUCCAGCCACCACUUUUGCUCACUUGGAUGCAACAACUGUGCUGUCCCGCGCCAUCGCUGAGCUGGGCAUCUAUCCGGCUGUGGACCCUCUGGAUUCCACUUCUCGCAUCAUGGAUCCCAACAUUGUUGGGUCCGAACACUAUGAUGUUGCUCGUGGUGUGCAGAAGAUCCUGCAGGACUAUAAAUCGUUACAGGACAUCAUUGCCAUCCUAGGUAUGGAUGAAUUGUCUGAGGAGGACAAACUGACUGUGGCACGCGCUCGCAAGAUCCAGCGUUUCCUGUCUCAGCCAUUCCAGGUAGCAGAGGUUUUCACUGGCCAUUUGGGCAAGCUGGUACCCCUCAAGGAGACAAUCAAAGGCUUCAAAAGCAUUCUAGGAGGUGAAUAUGAUGCCUUGCCAGAGCAAGCUUUCUACAUGGUGGGGCCCAUUGAAGAAGUAGUCCAAAAGGCUGAGAAACUAGCAGAGGAACAUUCAUAAUUGUCUGAGGUUGGAAGGUUUUAUGAGAGAGACGUUUGUACAGUAUCAUUUCUAUUUGAGGAGCUUCUAACGUCAUGCUAUGUAUGUGUGUUGUGGUUCUAUUUCUCCAAAGAUGUAAUUAAAAGUUACAUUGUGACAAAGAA
Molecule: messenger RNA, 1762 nt
Organism: Mugil cephalus (flathead mullet)
Lineage: Eukaryota; Metazoa; Chordata; Actinopteri; Mugiliformes; Mugilidae
Product: ATP synthase subunit beta, mitochondrial-like
Exons: 10
Coding region: 63-1619 (518 amino acids)
Biological process (GO): proton motive force-driven mitochondrial ATP synthesis; proton transmembrane transport
Molecular function (GO): ATP binding; ATP hydrolysis activity; proton-transporting ATP synthase activity, rotational mechanism
Source: RefSeq, a predicted model, not a curated record